Messenger RNA from Fusarium sp. VM40, 1329 nucleotides. NCBI's taxonomy places the organism in Eukaryota, Fungi, Ascomycota, Sordariomycetes, Hypocreales, Nectriaceae. The record is from the annotation of a GenBank genome assembly.
AUGCCAGUUACAGACUUUUCCACGCCCGAGAAGUACACCUACCUCAACGGCUUUGACUCAUACCAUGAAUCAGAGGUAAUUAAAGGUGCCUUGCCAAUCGGAGCCAACUCCCCCCAGAAACCACCCUACGGCCUCUACGCCGAGAAGCUUUCCGGCACUGCCUUUACUGCCCCACGACAUGAGAACCGGCAAUCCUGGCUGUACCGUAUCCUCCCGUCAUCAUCUCACUCCACGUAUCAGCCCUUCAGCGAUCCUUCAGAGCCGAUCCUCAAGGCUAAGCUGAACUAUGUUCCUCAGCAGCUCCGGUGGGAUCCUUUUGACAUCGAUGAGACCAUUGACUGGGUACGGGGCCUAAAGCUUGUCUCAGGUGCGGGCGAUCCUACACUUAAGACAGGUCUAGGUAUCUAUAUCUUCGCUGCGGGACGGGAUAUGGAUGAAUCGACUGCUAUGUACUCUUCUGAUGGUGAGAUGCUCAUUGUAGCUCAGCAUGGGGCCUUGGAUAUCCAGACUGAGUUGGGUCGCCUUCUCGUCCGUCCUAACGAGAUUGCUGUUAUCCCUCGUGGUGUCAGAUAUCGCGUUACGCUUCCCGCUGGGCCGGUUCGAGGGUAUAUCCUUGAGCUGUACCAGGGGCAUUUUACGUUGCCGGAGCUGGGACCUAUUGGGUCGAAUUGUCUGGCUAAUGCUAGAGACUUUCAAGCUCCUGUUGCAGAUUUCGAAGAGGAUACUAAUACCACUUGGACGAUCUUGAAUAAUUGCUUGGCAUGGAAAGUGAGUAUCCCAAUAGAGCUUUUGACUUCUAAGGCUAACUUAUAUGGCAGAUUCUACCCUUACAAAUACGAUCUAGGUCGCUUCUCAGUCAUCGGCAGCAUCUCCUUCGAUCACCCGGACCCCUCAAUCUUCACCGUCCUAACCGGCCCCUCGGACCAUCCCGGCACCGCCGUCGCCGACUUCGUCAUCUUCCCGCCGCGCUGGCUCGUCCAAGAAGACACAUUCCGUCCCCCGUGGUACCACCGCAACACCAUGUCGGAAUUCAUGGGUCUGAUCUGCGGUCAAUACGACGCCAAAACGGGCGGUGGCUUUCAGCCAGCUGGAGCGAGUCUGCAUAAUGUCAUGUCGGCGCAUGGACCAGAUGCUGAUGCUUUUGAGAGGGCGUCGAAUGCUGAGUUGAAGCCCGUCAAGGUUGGGGAGGGAAGCAUGGCGUUCAUGUUUGAGAGUAGCUAUAUGCUGGGCAUCACUGAUUGGGGACUGGAGAAAUGCUGUAAGGUGCAGCCAGAUUAUAACAAGCAUAGCUGGUCUGAGCUGCAGGUGCAUUUCAAGAGGCCGUCUUGA